UGCGAGAGAAUCGACAUCUCGAUCUCUCAUCUUAAGAGACGGACCUGGUACAGCUUACCAUACACCAGGCCUUGAGCACAACAAUAAUGGAGGACGACGAGGACAGUCAAGACGGAUUCAACCCGAAAUGGACCGAAGAGCCUCAUAUUGAAGACGGCGUAUAUCUUCCUCUCGACGAAGAUGAACGCUCCCCGCAUCCAAAAACUAUUCCCCGACACAUUCUAGAUAUCGCACAGGCGACAUAUGGGCGAAACUUCAAGAUCGAUCCACCCUCCUCUCCGCCGCCUUCUCCUCUUGCUUGGAUCCCUCGUCGACAUGGAGGUGGCUUUCGGUUUGGGCGGUCAGAAGACAACGAAUAUUUGGAGAUUCCUAAAGAGAUCGAGCCUCCGUCUCUUAUAGAGUUCCAUUAUUUCCCCGGGUUACCUAUCGAAUUACGACACAUGAUCUGGCGACACUGCUUACCUGGACCCAGGCUGGUGGAGCUUUUGUACGAUGAAGAUAUGGGAGCUUGCACUUCACGUUCCCCUCUUCCGAUCUGUUUAUGGAUUUGCAGCGAAUCUCGGAGAGAGGCCAAAUUAUUCUACCGUCUUUUAUUCGCUACAGACAGGGCAGAGGCGACGAUUUACCUUGACCCACACAUCGAUGAGGUGUACCUCGGAAUUGGCAACUUUCACCCUAGACCUCGAUCACUACUCGACCUGUUCCUGACUCUCGACCCGAAGGAUAUUGCCCAGAUCGAGAACCUUGCGAUUGACAGUGAUAUUGCAAAUUAUCAUGAGAUAGACGAGGAGGCCCCGCCUUGGGGUCUGUGGUGGACAUUGGCUAUGACCACGACGGAUGAGUAUGUCUUCACCAAUCUACGAACAUUGACAAUACAUCGAAAUGCUUCGCACAGGAGUUGCAAUGACUCUUCGUACAUUGGAUUCCAUGGCGACAUUAUCCUCACAGAAGUCGAGAGCAAUCCGGGAGAGUUCCAAGCUUGGGAGAUGGAGACCAGCGGCUGUUAUUGGAAACGUAAAGCCAAAGUACAACCUGUCCCUUGGAAACUUCCUCUCGACGACAGUGUCACCUGGGAGGUUCCGUUUUCUCGUCUGUGGAUGGAUCUGGAAAAUCACAAGUACAAAACACCAGAAAUAGCCCUAGAGAGGGUGCGAUUCGUGAGCUUCGGUCAGGGACCUGACCACUGGGCUGGACGUCUCGACUUUCUCGCCGGGAAGAAAUACGUACAAUCAACUGGUUGCAUCUACGAAGGCCACAAGGCAUUGAAUACGCUCUUGCAUUGGAGAGAGGCUGAUCGUGAUCAAAAUGGGUGGUAUAGUUACUUGACGACGCAGCUCUCCGCACCAGAGUUCGAUCCAAUCAAUGUGUACUUAACACAGAAUCCUUGCGACUGUGCUAUCGGACACGUCCACAAGGCAGGAUUUUACGACGAGGAUGAUCUGGAUGGAGUGGAUUUGCGGAAAGUGUUGGAGGUCGUCAGCGCGGAGAACAAUGGCGGUCGACCGCCGUGGGGAUAAUGGUGCUGAAUUUGUGCAGAGAGGAGAGAUUUGCUAGAGCUUUUUGCUACAAACGGGAGAUACACUGCCAAACCGGAUUGGCCAAUAUCGCGAUGCAUCUACUGGUACCCCAUUGGUGAGCAAAUCAAGCGUGGCAUUCUGCAACUGCACACUCGAAAGCCUUCAUUUCAAAUCCUGAAGUUAGAGUGAAUGGGGAAAUGUGCUUUGCGUUCUAUGUUGGACG
This is a messenger RNA of Hyaloscypha bicolor E, 1740 nucleotides long. RefSeq lists its product as uncharacterized. The coding region runs from base 87 to 1517 and encodes 476 amino acids. Lineage: Eukaryota; Fungi; Ascomycota; Leotiomycetes; Helotiales; Hyaloscyphaceae. The record is from RefSeq and is a predicted model, not a curated record. The transcript has a single exon.